CUAAAGGCUAUCGUUACUACAGAGGGUGUGUACUUUGUCCGAGCACGUGGGACCCCCUCCCCGGAGUCAAUUGUUCUGCUUGUGCGUUUUUCAGACCUCUACGUUUGUCAGCCUCUAUCCACUGGUAAGAUCCAUUUGUUAAAAAUCUUAGUUAUUUUUGCUAAUAAAAGUUUAUAGGCAUACAAAAAACAUUGAUUCCAGGUAUCUUAGCAUUUAGUGCGGUCAGUGUAAAGUGAGGCUUACGUGCCUAAUACCUUCAAUUUUGAAAACAGAGAGCCUUCAUAUGCGGUAAUGCUCGAAUACCAAGGCCGUCACGAAGUACACUAGUAGCAUGCACUGUGAUUAUAAAGAGCAGAGAUGAAUUGUAGCUUUCAACAGGCGAGCUUAUAUGCUCUUAUUUUAACGUGUUUAAGGGCUGGAACGAGGAUGAACAGACCCGCCUUUCUCUAGCGAAUUAAUUGGCAAUGGUUUUGAUUGGCCAAUAACGUGUAGCAAAGUACUGGAAUUUCUGAAGUGUCCGGCUGCGUCAACCCAGUCUUUAUUCGUUAAGGCCAAAAAUACAUAUUCGUCCUUCCUAUUGGUCCAAUUGUCUUAUCGAUUGGUCUUUUAAUCAGAUGUAGCAUUAUAAUCCACGAUACGAUAGACGUUUUCGUGGUUAACCCCUCUUAGAACAGCUAGAAAAUUCUAAUUUAACAGCCCGAGGGUGCUUCGUUUUCCUCGUGUGCACCUUAAUGGUUUUACCGAAUUGGCCUUAUUGUAUACCAAUUAUUGAUGUUUUCAGCCCUAUAUGCAUCAAUCUAUGAAGCACGGCGGAAGAUUGUAGAGCUAUAAGGCUUAUCUCAUUUCUUCUCUCCAAAUGCCCCGUACGCUUUAAAGCGGCAUGUGCGCACGCUAAGCCAUGAUCUAAUUACCAUUUUGUUUCUGUUCAAAGACGGAAAAAGUUACAUCGAGCUGGUGAUGAAAGCGGAUAACAGCAGCGUGCCAACACCGUCUAAAAACCCAAGCAAACGGCCUAGGGUCAGAUGCGACCAGCAGAGUGUGGCGCAGAAGGUUUGUGCUAAGACAGAUAUCAUGUUUAUUUUGUCAAGAGUGUGAAAAAAAAUCCCUAACAGGAAUGAACCCAUGAUUUUCCAGAAAACAGGCGGGUGCCCUUACCGCGGUCGGUUCGCUAAACUCGAUUCUACUUUGAUUAUUCACUAGGCGUACCUUGAGAUCUAAAACUCACACAACUUUUAGUUAGCGUAUGGACCGUUACCGCAUUCCUGCGUACAAACGCCGCAACUCGAGGCUCACUUAGGGUGACAAAAUCAGCGAUUUGUAUGAAAUUGUCAUCAUAAGCCUCCAUCUCUUUUCAUUGUGUGCGCUCAUUAGAGCUAAAUACUGGAGAGAUCUAUUAGAACUUCUAUUAGAAUUUCGGAUUUAAGAACUGAAAUAGAUAAAUAAUCGUCUUUAUGUGUACAGCAUUUUGCUCCCUUUACGUUCAGUUUUGGAGCUGGAAAAGUUUGAUUAGUAAUGGUAAUAGGACUGAGUGGAGUCCAAUUCGGUCUGUAAUCAUACGAGUGAUUAACAAAAUCGGACGACCGCGUAGCGGGAGUCCGAUUUGUUUAAUCACGAGUAUGAUUACAGACCGAAUUGGACGACACGAAGUUCUGUUACCAAUUAAUCAUAACUUUAACAAAAUUUGUGACAUUAUAGGCUAAUUUUUAAAUCAAAACACAAGAAAUUCCGAGAUUUUUAUUGCUAGCAGGGAAAAAAAAAAAGCCAUUUAAGCGCGCGCGUGAUGGCGCGUACUGUCCAAUUACUUAGGCAUGACGCGUACCGUCCUAUUAAACUGUCCAAUUAAGGCUGAAAUCAGGGCAGUUGAGAGCCAAUCAGAUUUGACAAUUUUGUUAUAGUUAUGAUUAACUUUAAAAUUAUUUUUCGAACCCGAAAUAGUUUAACUUUUCCAGGAACUUUUCCUGUGCCGUUUUAUGUACUGAGUUUUUGUUACAGCUUACACGUGUUUUGUUAAUCAGGUGGCGCAGAAAAUCAACUAUGCCAAGAAUCUU
Porites evermanni is the source of this 2048-nucleotide messenger RNA. Lineage: Eukaryota; Metazoa; Cnidaria; Anthozoa; Scleractinia; Poritidae. The record is from the annotation of a GenBank genome assembly.